AUGCUUCAUCGUAUGGGGCGAAAGUUAUCUCUCCUCAAGCUCCUACCCAGACGUUCGCACGUGGAGAAGGCUGAAACUGUAACACUACAUAUUGGUAUGAAAACGGAGGUGGAGGUCCUUCGUGAGGAAGUGCCAAGGAAGAAUAGCCGUGUCUCCUCGCGCCGCCUUGCAGGCGCCACAAUGUCACAGUCCUCCUUGAAAAAGGGAAAGGUCACCAAGGACGAUAGCGCCAUCUCUGCCCUUCCUUCGAACCCUUCCUCAUCGCUAAAAGGGAAGAGGGUCACUCGAAAACCUGCACCUAUCUUUAUCCCUCCCCUCUCAACCACGACUCAUGUUAUACAUCCGAUGCAACCGACGUUUGUAUUUCCGGCCGAUUAUUCUCUAUCAAGUGCAUCCCAAUCGCCUCCCAUCCAGUCUGAUGACGAUAUAAUCCCUUCUCUGUGCUCCGAGUAUUUGCCAAACUCGACUGGAGAUAUGCAUUCCCAUUUCAUGAUCGCACCGAGUAUCCAAAUGGGACACACAGAAGCCGUCGUUCCGCCAUGUAUUCCGGUUGCCCAACCACCAACAUUAUCUGCUCCAUUGUUUCCCAUCGGACCUGCAAACGAAACUAGAUCUAUCUCACCAUCACAAUUGGCGAAGCACUCUGCUACCAAGAGGCCGCAAAUUCACCGAGUAGGAGCAAUGCUCCGAGCAAUCUUCGGUAGCGAAAAGGGAAGGCGACAUGCAGUGUCCAUUGGGAGAAAGUCAUCCAAUAAGCGCAAGAAGAUGAACAGGUCCCAUCCGCCGUCCCCUAAAAGGGCUCGUCAUAAUAACCUUGUUGAGGAACCCGCUCUCAGUGUUGCUUAUCAACUUCAUGGAGUCCAUCUCUCUACUUCUCAGCCCCUUCCACAUUACGGAAAGAAAGUUCGAGAAAUCGAAGAGACCUCUGCUGGAUCAAGUGGUGUUCUAGAAGUGGCCAUCGGAGUUUCCUUCCUUCAUAACAAGCUAUCAUACACCACCAGGAACAAACAACGACCAGUGGUGCCUGCCCUUCUGACAUUCAGUAAGGGUUAUCCACAUUUCUACUCGGGAAUUCGGCGUCGAUCGCCUUCUAUGAAGAAUCAGCCAGAGAAAUUAUUCUCCAU
This is a messenger RNA of Acaulospora colombiana, 1124 nucleotides long. Lineage: Eukaryota; Fungi; Glomeromycota; Glomeromycetes; Diversisporales; Acaulosporaceae. The record is from the annotation of a GenBank genome assembly.